AUGCUUUCUUUUUACAAUUGUAAUGUCGACGCGAAUAAAUCCUUAAUCAAUCAAUGGAUAUCUACUUUCUCCGUUUCGUUUUUGUCUUUCAUUUUGUGUGUUCGUUUCUUUCUUGCUUUCUUUCCUUCUUUCUUUCCUUCUUUCUUUACUUCUUUCUUACUUUCUUUCUUUCUUUCUUUCUUUCUUUCUUUCUUUCUUUCUUUCUUUCUUCCAAAAGUUUUGUUUCUUUUAAGUAUCGUUCUUCCAGAAGUGAUUCUUCAUAUCUUUGAUGAUUCUUUCAUAAUUUUUGUCACUUUCUUUAUCCUUCAAAAUUUAUUUUACUUUUCUUUCUUUGUUUUUUUUCCCUCUUACCCUUUCUUUCUUUCUUUCUUUCUUUCUUUUUUUUAUCAAUUUAUUUAUUUACCUAUUUAUUUUCUACCUCUUUCUUUUUUUUUUCAAAUAUUUUUUUUUCAUUUAUUUCUUUGUUUUUGUCACCCUUCCCCUUCAUUCUAUCUAUCUAUCUAUCUAUCUAUCUAUCUAUCUAUCUAUCUAUCUAUCUAUCUUCUUAGUCCCAUCAUUAUCUAUCUAUCUAUCUAUCUAUCUAUCUAUCUAUCUAUCUGUUUCCUGAUGUUUAUCUAUUUUACUGCAUUUCUUUCUUUCUUUCUUUCUUUCUUUCUUUCUUUCUUUCUUUCUUUCUUUCUUUCUUAA
Acanthosepion pharaonis is the source of this 687-nucleotide messenger RNA. Lineage: Eukaryota; Metazoa; Mollusca; Cephalopoda; Sepiida; Sepiidae. The record is from the annotation of a GenBank genome assembly.